This is a messenger RNA of Bombina bombina (fire-bellied toad), 2094 nucleotides long. Its product is annotated as epidermal differentiation-specific protein-like. The transcript has 2 exons. The record is from RefSeq and is a predicted model, not a curated record. The coding region runs from base 13 to 999 and encodes 328 amino acids. NCBI's taxonomy places the organism in Eukaryota, Metazoa, Chordata, Amphibia, Anura, Bombinatoridae.
UCAGAGGUGAUCAUGAACAAAAUUAUCGUUUUCCAGAAGCCCAACUUUCAGGGUCUCCACAGGGAAUUCACUUCAACCCAGAAGGACCUCAGAGAGUGGAACUUUAGCUUGUGCAUUUCAUCUAUAAAAAUUACUGGUCAACCAUGGCUGCUCUGUGAAGAAGCCAACUGUGUGGGAGCUAGAUAUGUGUACGAGGAGGGGGAUUACUCUGUGAUUCAGUCAGCCAUGUAUAUUCAGAGUCUGGAACUAAUUACAGAAGAUCUAAGUAAGCCCAAAAUUACCCUUUAUUCAGGUGAGAAACGCUCUAAAGACUUCACCAGUGAGACAAACUUAACUUAUGGGGAUUUCAAUGACAAAGCAGACAGCUGUCUUGCCCAUCAAGGGGUAUGGCUCCUCUAUGAAAGCACUGAUCUGAAAAAAUAUAUUAUAGUUCGUCCAGCACAAAAGAAGGUAGAUCUGAAUAAACUCUUUUUCGGUAAAAUUACUUCCUAUAUAAAGCCUCUUAAACCAGGAAAAGCCAAGAUUACCACAAAUGUUUUAUGGGAUCAGUUGACCAAAGGGGAUGAGGAAGUGGAAGCUGUCAAAACCCUGAGUGGGGAUAACUCAUCAAGUGAAGAAACAGAAUUUGUGGUCACCAGCAGUAAAACAGUAGAAGCCACUAUGACAUAUAGCUUUAACUUUUCCACCAGCACCUCACUGGAAAUUUCUGGAACUAUCAAACUGAUUGGCGAAGUCAGUACCAGUGUCUCCAACACCUUCACCUAUGACACAGGGAGAUCACAAUCUGAGACAGUGGCAACAGUGGUAGAGGUUGAGAUACCAGCCAAGAUACCGCCAAAGAGUCGGCUUAAAGUCAACGUCUUGAGAAAAAAGUAUACAGCACGGGUCCCUAUUGAAGUGAUCAUAGAAAGAAACAAUUCUAAAAGCACCAUCAUGGGAGAGCUGGUAUGUGAUUCAGGAAGGACAAUCUAUGCUGAGUACAAUGUGGAGGACAUGUAGAGUAUCAGUUCUGGUGACAAGAAUCACAAGGGCCACCAUAUUUGCUUGGGCAAACACUCUCCAAUAAUUCAGUUUAAUUACCACAAGAUAGAUUAAUACAAUAUCCUACUAAUGGCUAAUACGGGAUCCCCCUCUAGAAGCAUAAGACUAUGUUUGUAUUCGCGCUACACAACUCAGCAGCUUGUCCACUGGAACUCAAAUGCUGAUUUCGCUUUACACCUGUGGUUACUGAACCCAAACCAGUGCUAAAGCCACACUUAUUGUGUUACAGAACCCAAACUAAUGCUAGAGCCACAGUUAUUGUGUUACUGAACCCAAACUAACGCUAGAGACACACUUAUUGUGUUACUGAACCCAAACUAAUGCUAGAGCCACACUUUUUUUUUUUUCCAAACUCAAACUAACGCUAGAGACACACUUAUUGUGUUACUGAACCCAAACUAACGCUAGAGCCACACUUAUUGUGUUACCAAACUCAAACUAACGCUAGAGACACACUUAUUGUGUUACUGAACCCAAACUAAUGCUAGAGCCACACUUAUUGUGUUACCAAACUCAAACUAACGCUAGAGACACACUUAUUGUGUUACCAAACUCAAACUAACGCUAGAGACACACUUAUUGUGUUACCAAACUCAAACUAACGCUAGAGACACACUUAUUGUGUUACCAAACCCAAACUAACGCUAGAGCCACACUUAUUGUGUUACCAAACCCAAACUAACGCUAGAGCCACACUUAUUGUGUUACCAAACCCAAACUAACGCUAGAGCCACACUUAUUGUGUUACCGAACCCAAACUAACGCUAGAGCCACACUUAUUGUGUUACCGAACCCAAACUAACGCUAGAGCCACACUUAUUGUGUUACUGAACCCAAACUAGAGCUAGAGAUACAGCUAUUGGACCCAGGCUAACACUACAACUCAUUUGCUGCUUAUCAGGUGGCCACAGAGCAAUAAUGCACUCUAGAUUAUUAUUAGUAAUAUAUAAUAGUAAAUAAUAAGCGCUUCCAAGGUGUGGUUCCUCUGAACACUGAAGCUAAUUACAGGUGAUCCAACAGAAUUCCUUAAUAAACUGUUACUGUUAACAAAAA